AUGGACAACUCCUGCCUCCUCGACCUCCUCAUCAGGUGCUUCGCGAUGACCGAGCCCGAGGACCUCAACUUCACCGCGUUCACCGACCUGUGCCGCCUCUGCUCGCUCAAGAGCGGGCCUCGCCUUCACAUAUUCGACAAGGAGUCCGAGCAGCGACAGAUACUGUUCAAGCUGCGGACUUGCUUGCCCACUAUGCAGAUAUCGAAGGACGACUUUCUGCCAAAAAAGAUCUGCGAGCGGUGCGUCACGAGGCUUGAACAACUGUACGAGUGGCGUCAAAGUUGCCUUAACACGGACUCCGUGUUGCGAAAUUAUGCUGAAUCUAUGAGAAUCGUCACUUCUACUAUUAAUUUUCAGGAUGGCACAGUCAAUAUGGAUAAAAUGACAGAAGCACAAAAAACGGCAUACUUAGAGGCACACGUAGCGGUACAACAACAUAUGGCUCAGGCUGCUGCUGCUGCUAGACGUGAACAACAACAGCAACAGCAGCAGCAACAGCAACAACAACAACAGCAGCAGCAACAACAGCAACAACAGCAGCAGCAGCAGCAACAACAACAGCAACAGCAACAACAGCAGCAGCAACAACAACAACAUCAACAGCACCAACAGCAGCAGCAGCAACAACAACAACAGCAGCAGCAGCAACAACAGCAACAGCAAGCAAAUAACAAUAAUAAUUCAUCGCGUCAUCAUCAAGAAAUGCAACAAGCCCAAAGCAAUACACAUCCCGGUCAUCCAUCGCCACCCACAGUUAGUUCAACUCAACAUCAUUAUGCUACAAUAAAUUCUCCUAUAAAAGUACCUCAAGUAAGUUCCAGCACUGGUGGACCGGACUCUACGUUUACAGUCCCAGACGAUGUAGGAAUGGGUUUCGAGGGAGGAGUUCGCGUAUUACAAAGUCUUGGAAAUUGGUCACCUGAGGUAACAAAUAACAUACCAAGACCAAAUUUAAUACCCUUUACCGAACCAUAUGCAGAAGGUGGAUCAAUGCAUCCAGGAACAAGACUUAAAGCUCUACAAGGAACCGUUGUUAGGAAACACCCAGCUAUUAAACCAACUAGUUCUACUAACGAAGGAAAUAAAGCAUUCGAAUGCACUGUUUGUGGUAAAGGAUUAGCACGUAAAGACAAAUUAACAAUACAUAUGAGGAUACACACAGGUGAAAAGCCUUAUGUUUGUGAAGUCUGUAACAAAGCGUUUGCACGAAGAGACAAGCUUGUACUUCAUAUGAAUAAAUUAAAACAUAUAACGCCAUCAAAUAUAGCACCUUUAGGAAAACGAACGAUUACAAUACCCCCUCUCAAAUUAGAUGACGUUAAGCCUCAAUUGACAAAACAAGAAGAUACAAAGCCAAGCCAAGCUGAGAUUGCAGCUGUAGCACAACAACAGCAACAACAGCAGCAGCAACAGCAACAGCAGCAACAACAACAUGCACACCAGCAGCCUAUACAGGUCUGCCAGGUACCUGGACACAACUUUACGAACACAAAUCUAGUGCAUACGAAUGCUGCAACGGCAGCUGUGGCGGCGGCGACAGCCGGCAUGGUGGUGUCGUGGUCGUGUGAGCUGUGUGGCAGAUUGUUCGCAACGAGGGACGAGUGGAGUGCACACGCCAAGUCACAUCUCCCCGAUAAUAAGUUACUACAAGAUAAAAUGCAACAAGCUUCUCAACAUCAGCAACAAGAAAAAGUUCAUUUAACAAACCAAGAGAAAUUGCAACUUCUCCAUCACCACAACCAAAACCAGCAGAUAUUGAACGGUCACGGGAUAUCUACGGCGUCAGUGUCGACGGCCACCGUGGUGAACGAGGGGGGAGGAGGGGGUGCGUACUUUACACAUGGGCACACGCACUACGCACCCGAGAGACAACACACACACGCACACCAUCUGUGCCUAAUGUGCCGACAGGAGUUUGCUGGUAAAGCAGAGUUUAUGUUCCAUGUUAGAGGUCAUUUUGAAGGUAAAGUGAGUGAUAUAGCGGCCGCAGACGUCCUCGCGCGCUCCCUUGUGGACAACUCGGGGCUGUGCACC
Brenthis ino (lesser marbled fritillary) is the source of this 2034-nucleotide messenger RNA. The record is from the annotation of a GenBank genome assembly. Lineage: Eukaryota; Metazoa; Arthropoda; Insecta; Lepidoptera; Nymphalidae.